CAAAGAAAGGUGGGCUAUAUUUUGAGUCAAUUUUCCGGCAUGAGCUAGUCAUCGUUUGUUUUUUACUUCUAGUCUAUGUCAGAUUCUCUAUAGAGUGUUGAAAGUGUUUUGGAUGAUCAUGGAUUUUCAACAGCUCCUACAGAAAGCCAAAGUAAAGCAAAAAGGUGUCGAAAAGAAGCUCGUUCAGCAAAAGACAAAGAAAGAGGAAGAAAAACGACAGAAAAAGGUACUGGAAGUUCAGAAACAGAGAGAAAGUAACGACAAGCUCAAACGAUUAAAAGAAGCUGCCGUGAAGAGACAGUUAGAAUAUAAAGGACUUCACAAGCCGAGUAAAGCAUUGGCCACGCCCUCCCCAAAACCCCAAUCAAGCAAAUCAACUCCAUCAUCAUCAACAACAAAAUCAUCAAAAACUGUUCCAAAUGGUGUGUCAAAAUCAAAGCCAAGCGGUAUCACAAGUAAAUCAAAAUCCUCAUCUUCAUCUAUUAAAGACACUUCAAAGUCGAAACCGUCCCCUGUCUCAAAGGGUAAAUCAGCCUCAAAAUCAACUGCUGCUGCCGUUAACUUCAACGAUCUAAUGAAGAUGGCUAAAGGGAAGAAAGAAGGGACCAGCCAAACUGACUACCCUCCACGUACAAGCUCCUCUCCGCUCGGAAAAUCACUACUCGAGAAGAAAGCUGCUAAAUCAAAACCCAAUCCACCGCGACCGCCCACCAAGGGAGGGGCUAGUCAGACGUCGUACAGAGUACCCAUGAGCCCAAUGAAAACAGUGAGUGUGGAUAUUACGAGGCAUCCUUGCUCCCCUACCACCUCUCAAGGCCACAAGAAACUAAAUGGACAAUCUGUCAAGAAUGGGCGACCACAGCCAUCACCAAGCAAACCUACCAGAGACUCCAGACCACCUCUCAAGCCUGGAGUUCGAACGGGUAAAGUAAACCCUGACCUUGCUGCUCGGAAAGCAGCUUUGCAGAGACGAAAACUGAAAGCUUCUCAACCUACAUCGUUCUACGGUUCAGCAGCUGCUAAUAUCCUGGGCCGUAAAGACGGUGCAUCGAGUGGGAGUGGUCCGUUUAGAUAUACAAGUACGUGGGUGGACGAAAUGAGGGAGGAGCUAGAUGAUUUUGAUGGCGUUGAUGAUUUAUCCGAUGAUGACGAUUUGGAUGGUUUUGUUGUUGACUCUGGAGAUGACUUCAUUGAUGAUGGUGACGAUCAGGAAGACUACUCGUCACAUAUUAGGAAAAUAUUUGGAUACGACAAGAGAAGAUUUGAAGAUGAUAAGUUUGAUGACAGAAUAAUGGAGUCGAGUUUUGCUCAGCAACAGUUUGAGGAGGAAAGAAGUACUCGUAUCGGGAAGCGAGAAGAUGAUGAAGACGUUCGCAGAGAACAAACUGAACUGUCUCGAAAGAGAAAGAGAAAAUCCAGCCCUGUUAGAACUUAUGGUAGCAACCUGAAGCAAUCCAAACUCUCUUUUAGAUGAUAUUUUAGCUGUUUAUUAUUGUUGUUUUUAUGAAAUUCAUUUGUGUACUCAUGUGCAAGUAUAUUAAUUAUGUUGAACAUGA
This is a messenger RNA of Halichondria panicea, 1556 nucleotides long. RefSeq names its product protein SPT2 homolog. Gene Ontology annotation, biological process: transcription by RNA polymerase I; nucleosome assembly. Gene Ontology annotation, cellular component: nucleolus. The coding region runs from base 113 to 1474 and encodes 453 amino acids. The record is from RefSeq and is a predicted model, not a curated record. Lineage: Eukaryota; Metazoa; Porifera; Demospongiae; Suberitida; Halichondriidae. The transcript is spliced from 4 exons. Gene Ontology annotation, molecular function: histone binding; DNA binding.